UUUAGUCCUUUACAAAGCGCCACCUGCCCGGGCUCACAGUCUGUACUGGAAUCCCCUGAUCAAAACUAGACUUAGUGGGAGCCAUCAACCCCCCUCCUCCUUCUUCUUCUUCUUCUCUCUCAAAACCCUUCUUUGCCUCUGCUUACAUUUGGGUUUGGGUUUAGGGUUAGGGUUAGGGUUUCCACACGACUAUGAACCAGACGCUGCGUUUUUGAGCUCCCAAAUCGAAGCCAAUCUCAGUGACAAUGCCGAGGCGCCACAACAACGACAUGGACCUGAUGAUCCCCGGGAAGAUCAGAAAGCGAGGCUGCUCGUCGUCGGCUUCGUCUUCGUCGUCGAUCAUCCAGAACUACAGAUUCAAGCGGGCGAUUCUGGUCGGGAAGAGGGGCGGAUCCACUACGCCCGUGCCUACCUGGAAGCUCAUGGGAUCCAGGUCCCCCGCGUCCGCAUUGCGGGGGGCCAUGGAGUCUCCCAAGCACGCGCCGUCGCAGAGCGGCGGCGGCGGAGUUUCGAAGGGGAAACAGUCGCCGAGGCCUCCGGUGUCGGCGAGGAAGCUGGCGGCGACGCUUUGGGAAAUGAACGACGUGCCGUCGCCGAGAGUGAAGGAAGAGGUGGAUGAGCGGAGGAUGAGGAAGGAGAUUAGGGCCAGAGAGAAAGAGAGGGUUGCUCGGUCUCUGCGCUCGGGUUCUCUGCCUCCUCAUCUCUCCGAUCCGUCGCACAGUCCCGUUUCAGAGAGGAUGGAUCGAUCUGGAACAGGUAGUUUGCACAGAAGGUCAUCCUCUAUUUCACAGAGGCUCAGGCUUACAGAUCAACAUUCUGGAAUAUUGGAUUCUCAUGGAAAUGGCAGCCUAAUGGAGGUUGAGUCUCGAUCAAGAGCCCAGACUCCGACUAGAUCGAGAGCUCAGACUCCUAGUGCUUCAACUGUUGGAAUCAAGCCACGUUUGAAGGAUGUUAGUAAUGCUCUGACAACGUCUAAAGAGCUACUGAAAAUUAUACACCGCAUUUGGGGUAAUGAAGAUCAGCCUUCAUCUAGCAUGGCCCUUAUCUCAGCCUUACAUGCUGAGCUCGAGAGGGCUCGUUUGCUGGUGAAUCAGCAUAUCCACGAACAGCGCUCAGAGCAGAAUGAGAUCAGCUAUCUCAUGAAGUGUUUUGCUGAAGAAAAGGCAGCUUGGAAAAGCAAGGAGCACAAAGUAGUUGAGGCUGCCAUCGAGUCUGUUGCAGAAGAACUUGAGGUGGAGAGAAAACUGAGAAGGAGGCUUGAAAGCUUGAACAAGAAACUCGGGAAAGAACUGGCAGAGACAAAAGCAUCUCUCGUUAAGGCAGUCAAAGAACUUGAGAGUGAGAAGAGAGCAAGAGAGAUCAUGGAACAAGUGUGUGAUGAAUUAGCCAGGGAUAUUAAUGAAGAUAAACUUGAAGCAGAGGAACUGAAGUGGGAGUCUGCAAAAGUUCAUGAAGAGAUCGAAAAGGAAAGGGAGAUGAUGCAGUUCUCUGAUGUGCUGCGUGAGGGGAGAGCUCAAGAGAAACUCUCAGAGGCAAAAUAUCAGCUUGAGGAGAAGAAUGCUGCUGUUGAUAUGUUGAGGAGUCAACUUGAAGCCUUUAUGGGAAGUAAGAGAACAAAAGAAAAAGGACGCGGUUCUGCUCAUCUGAAAGAUGAAGAUAUUGCAGCCUAUCUAAGUAGAACUUGCCUUGGUUCCCAUCAGGGUGAAGAAAAAGAUGAGGAUGGAGGAGAAGUUGAAGAUGGAGUAGAAUGUGAAGAGGAUUCUGCUGAAAGUGAUUUGCAUUCCAUAGAAUUAAGUAUGGGCAACAAUAACAAAAGCUAUAACUGGAGUCAUGCUUCUGUAGCUGCUCGGGAUCCAAGAUGGGCUCCAAAUGAUGACGAAGAAAUCAAAGGGAGGAAGUCCAUGUCAGGGAAGCCACCAAGAAAAAGCACUUCUUUGCAAAGGAGUAUAUCAGAUGGAUUGGAAUGGGGCAUGCAGACUGAAAGGCUCCAAAAUUCAGGAGAUAGGGUAGAUUGGGAGAGCUUUCCCGACCUGGAGAGGCAAAUGCAAGGAAAGGGUUGUGGAGACGAAAUGCAAGGGUAUAAAUCAUCGAAGGGUCUUAGGGACCAAAUGUUAUCUGGCUCUAGGUUUGGAUCUGCUAGAGUUCAUGCUAGUCCAACACGGCAGUGGGGGCAGCCGUGGCCUUCACGAGAUCCUACUAGUGCAGUUCACGAUAGGCCUCCAUCUGUCCAUGGCAGUGGUUCAAAGUCAAGACUAGCAGAACUAAGAGGUGAAGGCCAGAAUGGCAGAAGGUCCAAACGGUGAAAAAUUCUCUUUUUCAUCAAUGCCUGGAAAUAGUGACAUCAUUUGUCUUUCCAAAACAGAUGAUGAAUAUAAUGGCUCGUUAGAAAAACUAUUUGAAUGAUGGAAGACAUGUUCUUGCCUGUUGUCCUGUUGAUACAUUUUGCUCGUGAUCUCUAGGAGAUGCUACUUUGCAGCUCAUUCUGCGCUAGACUACCCUGACUUCAACAAUGCUUGAGUUGUAGAUUUUUGGGAAAAGCUGAAAUCCUGCGAGCUUGUCUUGUACAAAUAACUUCUAAUAUUUAUGAUUUUGCUGGCAGUAUUUAUAUUUUGUUUUCCAAUUUUUUUGAA
This is a messenger RNA of Rosa chinensis, 2630 nucleotides long. RefSeq lists its product as uncharacterized. Bases 246 to 2303 code for a protein of 685 amino acids. Lineage: Eukaryota; Viridiplantae; Streptophyta; Magnoliopsida; Rosales; Rosaceae. The record is from RefSeq and is a predicted model, not a curated record. The transcript is spliced from 3 exons.